AUGCUUUCGCUGGUAACAUCCAGACUGGAUGUAUUAUCAACCAACAUCACAAAGAUCCAGCAUCAUUUCUCCAGGCCUCACGGGAUAUCAUCAUCAACAAGUGUCUUGAGAGAUCUCACAAGGUUGAAAGUGAAUGUUGAACUCUUUUGCACAUUCCGGAAACCACAAGAAGAUGUAGAAGAGCGAAAGUGUUUCAUCACCAAAAGCCGUGAGAUUCUCCCUGCCACAUCUCUUCAGGAUUGGUUUAGUCAACAUGUCUACGAUAAAUUACUUCAAAUAAUUGAAGAUUUUGAGCAUGAGGGUUCCGGAUGGAGUCUACUUGGACCCAACAGCUUGAUGGUGACCAUGUCACGAUUCACACCAACCCAAGUUGGAAACUCCACCUUCGUCAGAUUACCAAGGGAUAUUAUCAGGAAGAAUGGUUACGAACAUCCAAAACAAUGA
Messenger RNA from Cotesia congregata, 444 nucleotides. NCBI's taxonomy places the organism in Eukaryota, Metazoa, Arthropoda, Insecta, Hymenoptera, Braconidae. The record is from the annotation of a GenBank genome assembly.